AUGUCACAGAGAAAGGCCAGAGGGUUGCCCACGAUGCCCAGAAUGGGGCAGAGCCCGGCGAAGGCCAGGCCGAGGUUGCUAGCAGGCACCGACAGGAGAAGGAGCCGCCUGAGCAGGAUGAGGCAGGACCUGUGGGAAGAGACCAGCUGGAGCAGCCCAAGGUGGAGCAGAGCCGCCCCUGCCCCAAGAGGGGCCAGGACCAGAAGCCUGGCUCGUGGCAGGAGCGAGGCCAGUCCUGAGAAUGCGGCGCGGGAGCGGAGCCGGGUCAGGACACUGCGCCAGGCCUUCCUGGCCCUGCAGGCCGCUCUGCCUGCCGUGCCCCCUGACACCAAGCUCUCCAAGUUGGAUGUGCUGGUGCUGGCCACCAGCUACAUAGCCCACCUCACCCGCGCACUCGGCCAGGAGUUGCCCGGCCCCGCCUGGCCACCCUUCCUGAGUGGACUCUGCUACCUGCACCCUCUCAAGAAGUGGCCCAUGCGGUCCCGUCUCUAUACCGGAGGCCUGGGGUGCUCUGGCCUUGACUCCACCACAGCCACCACCUUGGGCCAAAGAGCAAAGGAGGCUGAAACCAGGCCCAGAGCCUCUGGAGAGGCAGAUGCCCUCCUCCCCAUCAGACCACUCUCACCAGCUCAAGCGGACCAAUGACCCUCAUGCUCACCCAU
Artibeus jamaicensis (Jamaican fruit-eating bat) is the source of this 662-nucleotide messenger RNA. It is a transcript of the gene TCF23, whose product is annotated as transcription factor 23. Gene Ontology annotation, biological process: regulation of transcription by RNA polymerase II; developmental process. Bases 1 to 645 code for a protein of 214 amino acids. Gene Ontology annotation, molecular function: DNA-binding transcription factor activity, RNA polymerase II-specific; protein dimerization activity; RNA polymerase II transcription regulatory region sequence-specific DNA binding. The record is from RefSeq and is a predicted model, not a curated record. The transcript has 3 exons. Lineage: Eukaryota; Metazoa; Chordata; Mammalia; Chiroptera; Phyllostomidae.